Molecule: messenger RNA, 580 nt
Organism: Saimiri boliviensis boliviensis (Bolivian squirrel monkey)
Lineage: Eukaryota; Metazoa; Chordata; Mammalia; Primates; Cebidae
Gene: TRMT112
Product: tRNA methyltransferase activator subunit 11-2
Biological process (GO): peptidyl-glutamine methylation; rRNA (guanine-N7)-methylation; tRNA methylation
Molecular function (GO): protein heterodimerization activity
Source: RefSeq, a predicted model, not a curated record
GCAAGCGGAGGACGACCUUCUUCCGGUUCCGGCCUAGAGAACGCUCUUGAGGAGACAUGAAACUGCUCACCCACAAUCUACUGAGCUCGCAUGUGCGGGGGGUGGGGCCCCGUGGCUUCCCCCUGCGCCUCCAGGCCACGGAGGUCCGCAUCUGCCCCGUGGAGUUCAACCCCCAAUUCGUGGCGCGUAUGAUACCCAAGGUGGAGUGGGCGGCGUUCCUGGAGGCGGCCGAUAACUUGCGCCUGAUCCAGGUGCCUAAAGAGCCGGUUGAGGGGUACGAGGAGAAUGAAGAGUUUCUGAGGACCAUGCACCACCUGCUGCUGGAGGUGGAAGUGGUGGAGGGCACCCUGCAGUGCCCGGAGUCUGGACGUAUGUUCCCCAUCAGCCGCGGGAUCCCCAACAUGCUGCUGAGUGAAGACGACUCUGAGAGUUGAUUGUGCCAGGCGCCAGUUUUUCUUGUUAUGACCGUGUGUAUUUUUGUUGUGUAUCCCCAACCCUUGACUCAGUAACACACCGAACACACAGUGUUCUUGAGCUCCAUAGUAUAUAUUUUUUUCUCAUUAAAGGUUCAAAACCAAAA